GUGCCGGCCGGUUCCUGCGCUUGCGCACUGGCUCCGCGUCGGUCGGCCGGCCGGUUUGGUCGGUUGUGGUGGCUUCGCCGCCCCGUCCGCCGUCGCAGCGCUCAUCCGCGCCGGGAGCCCUUGGCUGCGUCGCCCGGCAGCCGCGGGAGCAUUUCCUGAAGACGCAGUCAUGCAGCGCAUCAGCAGCUCUCAGAGCAGCCAGCGCCAUGUCCAGUGGCCUGGGGCCUGCCCUGGUGCGGGCGAGGAGCAACCAGCAUGUUCCCAGCCAUCCCCGCCCCUCACGCUGCCAUCCCCCAGCCACCAACUGCAGCAGCUGAUGGAUGGGUCAGGACUCACCCAGAUCGCCCAGGGAGCCCAGGUUCAGCUCCAGCACCCGGGUACACCCAUCACAGUCCGAGAAUGGAGACCUUCCCAGCCCCACACACAGUCAGGGGGCACCAUCCACCACCUGGGACCCCAGAGCCCUGCAGCCGCGGGUGGGGCUGGCCUGCAGCCCCUGGCCAGCCCAAGCCACAUCACCAUGGCUAACUUGCCACCACAGAUCAGCAGCAUCAUACAGGGCCAGCUGGUUCAGCAGCAGCAGGUGCUGCAGGGGCCGCCGCUGCCCCGGUCCCUGGGCUUCGAGAGGACGCCCGGCAUGCUGCUCCCUGGGGCUGGGGGCGCAGCGGGGUUUGGGAUGAUGGCCCGCCUGCCACCCACCAGCCCUUCCAGGACUGCCGUGCCCCCAGGCCUUUCCAGCCUCCCACUCACGUCUGUGGGGAACACGGGAAUGAAGAAGGCUCCCAAGAAGUUAGAGGAGAUUCCCCCAGCCUCUCCGGAGAUGGCACAGAUGAGGAAGCAGUGCCUGGACUAUCAUUACCAGGAGAUGCAGGCUCUGAAGGAGGUCUUCAAGGAGUAUUUGAUUGAACUGUUUUUCUUGCAACACUUUCAAGGGAACAUGAUGGAUUUCUUAGCUUUCAAGAAGAAACAUUAUACCCUAUUACAAGCAUAUCUUAGGCAGAAUGAUUUGGACGUUGAAGAGGAGGAGGAGGAGCACUUUGAAGUCAUUAAUGAUGAGGUAAAGGUUGUGGCCAGAAAGCACGGGCAGCCUGGGACUCCUGUUGCCAUAGCAACCCAGCUAUCGCCGAGGACUUCUGCGGCUUUUCCAGCCCAGCAGCAGCCGCCCCAGCCCCUGGCACCCACCACUGUACUGUCUGUCUCUGCAGAUUGGAAUGCACUUCUCCAGCGACCUAAGAGGAAUGCCCCCCACGCCGCAGGCCGCGCAGCUCGUUGGACAGAGACAGAGGCAGCAGCAGUACGACCCCUCCACGGGGCCUCCCGUGCAGAACGCCGCCAGCUUGCACACCCCAUUGCCACAGCUGCCCCGGAGGCUGCCCCGGCCGGGGUCCGCGCUGCAGCGUCUUUGCAGGUCUCCCAGCAGCAGGCGACAGAGCCACAAGCACAGCUCUCUGUCCAGGGAAGGACCCAGCAGCCAAUCGCAGCGCCGCCACUUUUCCUGCCAGGCCAGCUCUCGGCGCCACCAGGCAGGCUGUUUAGCUCCACCUCCCGACAGGGAGAUCCCCAGGCCCACCAGCCUCCGCCUGCGGCACCAUCCCAGGAGAACCAGGUGCAUCAGCGCAUUGCGGAGCUGAGGAAAGCAGGUCUGUGGUCCCAGAGGCGUCUGCCGAAGCUGCAGGAGGCCCCACGGCCCAAGUCCCACUGGGACUGUCUGCUGGAGGAGAUGCAGUGGAUGGCCACAGACUUUGCCCAGGAGACGUGGGAGGUGGCUGCUGCGAAGAAGGUGGGUUGGAAUAGUACUUUGCGGAAAUCACAUCGUGAAAGAGAAUUGACGAAUUAAUUAUAUUGUGUAAAAGGAAAUGUCUAAAUGUAAUAUGGCCAAUUUAAUGUUUGAGUUUUCAUCACUAACUCUAAGACUUUACCUGACUGUAAGUCUUUUUUUUGAGACAGAGUCUCACUCUGUCACUCAAGCUGGAGUUCAGU
Molecule: messenger RNA, 1980 nt
Organism: Nomascus leucogenys (northern white-cheeked gibbon)
Lineage: Eukaryota; Metazoa; Chordata; Mammalia; Primates; Hylobatidae
Product: putative chromatin regulator EP400P1
Source: RefSeq, a predicted model, not a curated record